Molecule: messenger RNA, 568 nt
Organism: Aureobasidium subglaciale EXF-2481
Lineage: Eukaryota; Fungi; Ascomycota; Dothideomycetes; Dothideales; Saccotheciaceae
Exons: 1
Coding region: 107-472 (121 amino acids)
Source: RefSeq, a predicted model, not a curated record
UUCCAUAUGUCAGCCGGCUAUCAGUAGCUACGAUAGAAGACGUCCGAUAGUGUCUGGCGCUCAGACGUGCGGGGUACUGUACGGGUACGGAGUGCCAGUGAUCCGAAUGAGACCCCCUAGGAUAAUCGUGAGAGGACUUUAUCUGGACAGCUGUUUAUUGCUGGUCAUCUCACUCACUCGCUUUAAUCUUGAUCGUCUUUGUAUCAACACUGCAGAAUCGAUGUGCUCCAAGGAUUACAAACCGCUCUUUGACCAUGAUCUCUUCGAUGAUUCGAUUCCCGAGCCUAGUAUACGUAGGGCAAGCGUUCUUCGAUACCUCUCGUGGGCCACGCAUCUCGCGGUAGUAGUUUCGCUCAUUGCUUUGUACUCUGGUGGUUACCGUUUGACCAAGCCAGUCAGCAAAUCCGAACAGGUACCUGACGAUGUCAGCUACAGGAGAUUAUAUUGCAAGUAUGACUGCCUAAGUUGUUGAGCGAGGAUGCUGACCAAGAAAGCCCCAAUAUGGGAAGCAGUCCAGUACCAGAAGAAAGUCUUCUACGCAGGCCAUAAUGGUUCCUCUCCAUACAUG